AUGGCUACCACCUUUCCUGCCCCUCUCCCCCCUCCCAUCGACGCCUCCUCGGUCGACAAGCUGCAACUUGCUGCUGAUCGAUUUGCCAUCAACUGGCACUUGUUUGUUGGCAGCAUUCGCCGCGUCCUUCAGGACACCUUUGUCGGACCCUACUGCGUCCUCAACGUUCUCCUUCGCCAUCCACAGGCUCUCCAGCUGACUGCACCCAAUCACCUUGGCGAACCUCCCACUCUCCCUCCCGCUCCAGGCCCCCCUCCUCUAGAGCCUAGCCUGGGCGUGGCCAAUACCACCGAGCUUCAGGUCGCUGCUGACGCCACCUUCCUCCAUGACUGCCGCGAGUACCUCAUCCGCAAAGCCGACCAAGAGGUUGCUGUACUCAACUACGAGUUUGUGACGUCGGAGCGUGCCACUCGCCUGGCGCUGACUGCAGAGUACAACACCUCCAUGGCGACUUACUCUAUGUUCGAGCGUCGCGACAUCAGCUCCGUCGGUGUUCUCUUCCAGGAGUACUUCACCAUCACCCUCGCCACCUGCGACGGUGCUGACGACUACGUGGGGCGCAUGCAGGAGGUCGCUAAUCGCCUUGCCGCUCAACAGGCUGCCCUCUCCGAGCCCCUGCAGAUUCAUCGUCUGUUCUUCAACCUCACGCCAGACUACGAGUCCCGCCUGCACGCCUUCAUCGAGGCUAACCCCUUGGCUGGCCUCACCGAGGUGACUCAGUGGAUCAUUGACACUGAAGUCAAGCUCCGCACCCCCAUUGUCAACCUCACCACCACUCCUUCCUCCUCCACCUCCCUCAAUGCCACGCAGCCGCGCAACUCGGGUGGUCGCAACGGCGGCGGAGGAGGUCGUGGAGGGGGCGGGGGUGGUGGUGGUGGUCGGGGUGGUGGCCGUGGUGGAUGUGGUGGCCGUGGUGGUGGUGGUGGUGGUGGUCCUGGUGGUACCACUCCUAGAGGUCCCUUGGGAGCUGGUGGAGCUGUGAUCCGUGGAGGUCGCCGUGGGACUCUCCCAGCCUGCACAUACGUUCGCCGCCAUGGUCCCCGCGCCGGCACGCCGUGUGGGCAGACCAACCACCCCCCUGCCACAUGCUUCAAGGCGCUCGAUGACGCCUGGUUUGACCGCGGCAACACUGGUAACCCUCCUCGCUGGAACAGUUGUCCCUGA
Closterium sp. NIES-65 is the source of this 1164-nucleotide messenger RNA. The record is from the annotation of a GenBank genome assembly. NCBI's taxonomy places the organism in Eukaryota, Viridiplantae, Streptophyta, Zygnematophyceae, Desmidiales, Closteriaceae.